Messenger RNA from Paramecium tetraurelia, 1371 nucleotides. RefSeq lists its product as uncharacterized. Gene Ontology annotation, cellular component: nucleus. NCBI's taxonomy places the organism in Eukaryota, Ciliophora, Oligohymenophorea, Peniculida, Parameciidae. The record is from RefSeq and is a predicted model, not a curated record. Gene Ontology annotation, biological process: reciprocal meiotic recombination. Gene Ontology annotation, molecular function: double-stranded DNA binding. The transcript has 4 exons.
AUGAAAAAUUUUUGUCGUCUCUUGAAUGAACUUGAUCUUUUUGGUUGUGAAAUUAAGUGGAGAAUUGAUGGAGAUCAAAAGUUUAAAAGCAAGUUCGGAUCUUUUAUAUCUCUUUGCUUAUUUGCUUUCUUAACUUAUUCAUUUUAUCUAUUUAUCUUAGAAAUGAAUGAGGGAAAGAAUGCCUCUUUGAAUUCAAAAGAUGCUCUGUUAUAGGAGAAUUAAGGUUUAACAUUUGGCCCAACGGAUUUCUUAUUUUCUGUUGGGAUUGUAGACACUUAUGGUAACUAUAUAUAAAAUGACAUGAAUAAGAUAUUUAGCGUCAUUUUCUAUUAUUGCGAAUAGGUGGAAUUAAAGACUAAUUGUGAUUUCAUUCCUAGUGUGCCUUGUGACACCAUAGGACAAAGCUUCAGUGAUGAAGUAACUCAAAGAAAUUCUUAUUGUUUGAGUCCUGAAUAUAUGGAGAAAAGGCAAAAUAUUACUCUUUAAGGGUCUAUGAGAAUGAGAAACUUUUCCAUUCUUGGAUCAUUAAUUAAGUUUUGUGAAAAUACAACCGAUUUUUUAUAUUGUGCGCCAAAAGAAGAAAUUAAUUAAUAAUUAGCUAGCUCAAAUUUAUUUUACACUUACACAUCUUAUUCUUUUAAUAAAGAGCUGGAAGGGAAUCCCUAUUCUAAAUUCUAAAACACAGAAACUGCCAUAUUAUAUUCUCAAACAACCAAACAUGUUAAAGUUUAAUAGAAGUUUUCACAAGCAACUGCAAAUAUAAAUCCGUUUUACUUUUUCCCUUCAGAAUAAUAAUAUAGUGCGAUAGAAUAUGAUAAAUCAAUAUAUGACACCCAAUAUAAUAAUGGGAAUUCAAAUUUAUUAGCUGAAAUCAUGAUAUAACUAACACAUAAACGAUAAAUAUAUUAUAUUUAGUAUUAAACAUUGAUGGACGUCUUAGCUAAAGUAGGAGGUCUUUAUACAAUUUUAAAAAUGAUACUUGAUUUUAUAGUUUUACCUAUUUAAUAAUUACUUCUAAAUUUCUAUUUGAUAAAGACAUUGGAAUAAUUUAAAUGUAGUAUGAAUGAUAAUACUAAAAAAAGGUAAUCUAAUUCUAUCUCAGUCAUCAAUUUGAUUAAGGAUAAAAAAAUUCGAUAAUAGUAUUAAGAUGAAAGGUAAUAAAUACAAAAGACCUUGAGUAUUGAUGAAAUACUACAUAUGCAGUUAAAAUUAGAGAAGUUGUAAAAAUUAAUUAAAUAUAAAUCAAACUGUCCAACUGAUUAAAUAAAAGAAUUAAUGGAAGAAAGUCCCAGUCCUCAUUCUUAGACACCUAUUCUAAGCAUUUAAGUAUAAAAAAUGGAAAAUUUGCCAUUAAAUAGUUCACCUAAAUGA